Molecule: messenger RNA, 1059 nt
Organism: Fonsecaea multimorphosa CBS 102226
Lineage: Eukaryota; Fungi; Ascomycota; Eurotiomycetes; Chaetothyriales; Herpotrichiellaceae
Exons: 4
Coding region: 1-1059 (352 amino acids)
Biological process (GO): adenylate cyclase-modulating G protein-coupled receptor signaling pathway
Cellular component (GO): heterotrimeric G-protein complex
Molecular function (GO): guanyl nucleotide binding; G-protein beta/gamma-subunit complex binding; GTPase activity
Source: RefSeq, a predicted model, not a curated record
AUGGGCUGUGCUCUCGGGAAAGAGGACAGAACGAGGAGAACAGGGCAUACCAAGGUCGACAAGUGGCCUUGGUCUUGCCGGAAGUCUCGGAGGAAGGAAGUCAAGAUCCUCAUGCUAGGUGCUGGCGACUCGGGGAAAUCCACCGUGCUGAAGCAACUGAAACUCAUCAACGGAGGAGGCUAUUCCGGUGAGGACCGCUGGUAUUUCAAGGGCGUCAUCUUCGCAAACAUGGUGCGGUCGAUGCAAGCCAUCUUGGAGGCCAUGGACGUCUUUGAGAUCCCAUUCGCAAACCCCACGGUGGAUCGGCACGCGACAACAAUAUUUGCACAAACACAGAGAACCGCUCCAGCAGAGCUAUCCCCAGAGGUAUACCUCGCGAUCAGGGUCCUUUGGGCUGACGGGGGCGUGCAAGAGUGCUUCUCUCGAUGCAGCGAGUUUCAAGUCUGCGACUCUGCUCAGUACUACUUCGACGCGAUCGACCGCAUCGCCUCCCCUAACUUCCUGCCCAACGACCAAGACAUCCUGCGGAGUCGGCACAAGACUACAGGCGUGGCCGAGUUCUCCUUCACAUCCUCCAAAUCCCCCAAGGACACUGGCACGCUCUACCGCGUCAUCGACGUCGGCGGCCAGCGCUCCGAACGCAAGAAAUGGAUGCACUUCUUCGAAGGCGUCGACCUGGUUCUGUUCCUCGUGGCGUUGUCCGAGUACGACCAGACCCUGUACGAGGACGGCAGUGUCAACCGGCUCCAAGAGGCUGUGGAUUUGUUUCGGAGUGUCUGCUACGAAUCGCCCUGGUUUCGUGGGAAUACUGCGGUGAAAGUGGUCUUUAACAAGACUGAUCUUUUUAGGGACAAGUUGCGAAGGUCACCACUAGAGGUGUAUUUCCCGGAUUAUCAAGGCGGCUCCGACUACGCCGCUGCCUGCCGAUACAUCUCGGACAAAUUCACCAUGUGGCCACCUGCAGGCCACUUGCAGACCCGCCGGCCAGACUCGUUCAUCUGCGCGACCGAUACGGCUCAAGUCAGGAUGUUGAUGGACAGCGUCGUCGGCACGUUGUGA